UAUUUAAUAAUAAUUAAAAAGUAAUACUUGAAGUUGAGUAGAAUAGGGUUUUUGUUAUUGUAUCUGUGAAACUACCUUAACUGGAAUUUUUUGCGCACAAGUAAACAUUUGCACUGUGAUGAACCCUUAUAUAAGAUAUUAGGAAAUAAAUUAAAAAAUGACCUCUAUAUUCAAGGGCCUUUUGCCCAAAGGAAAGACUGUCCUCUCAACCGAAAAUCGUCUAACGACUUUAGUACGGUACAACCAUGACCUAAACAGACCAACUCACAAGGUGAAUAACUUGGAGAAGCGCUUCCUGGUCUGGACAGGUAAAUACAAAAGUGUUGAUGAGGUACCAGACCGUGUAAACCAGAAUGUAGUCGAAAGGGCCAGAAACAGGAUGAGAAUUAGGAUUGCUAAUUACAUGAUGGCUGCAACUGUUAUUGGUUGUAUCCUAAUGGUUUACAGUGGGAAAAGGGCUGCCCAAAAGGGUGAAUCUGUUGCAAAGCAAAAUUUGGAGUGGCAUAAGUCAAUGAGAGCUGAAUAACUUUUUUCUUAUAAUCCUGUUAAUUGAUAUUAAAGAAUAGAAAUAUUAUAUAUAAAAUGUGAUUUGCUUUAGUUUUAUUGUGUAUGAUUAUGAAAUAAAGAAAAUAUUAUAAUCUU
Aethina tumida (small hive beetle) is the source of this 642-nucleotide messenger RNA. Its product is annotated as UPF0389 protein CG9231. Lineage: Eukaryota; Metazoa; Arthropoda; Insecta; Coleoptera; Nitidulidae. Bases 158 to 526 code for a protein of 122 amino acids. The transcript has 2 exons. The record is from RefSeq and is a predicted model, not a curated record.